AUGACGCAUCGUGCUAAAAAAACAAGAUUUAUUUAUUCUCCUUAGCCCCUCCCCCCCAUUUUUUUUUGGAUCCUGGCGACAUAGUAGUUAACGGCUGCGGUGAGCUGUGGCUGCUAACCAAAAGGUCAGCAGUUUGAAUAUACCAGCUGCUCCUUGGAAACCCUAUGGGGCAGUUUUACUCUGUCUUAUAGGGUUGCUAUGAGUCAGAAUUGACUCGAUGGCAGCCGGUUUGGUUUUUUGGUUUGAACCCUUUUUUGGUUAUAAUUGGAAAAAUAUUACCUGCUCAUCCUUCUUGCAUGAGGCACAAAAUAAAUAAAGGUCGAAAAGACCUCAGUCUAGAUAGGUUAUCUCAUGGUUUCAAAAAUGACUGUUCUUUAAAUUGUAACAUGUCCAAACCAAGUAUGUCUUUGGCCUAUGUGUUAGGUAAGAUAAAGUUUAUAACCCAUUGCUGUUGAGUCGAAUGUGACUCAUAGUGACCCUGUAGGGCAGAAUAGAACUGCCCCCAAAGGGCUUUUAAGGCUGUAAUCUUAUGGAAGCAGACUGUCACACCUUUCUCCCGUGGAGCACCUGGUGGGUUUCAGCUGCUGACCUUUUGGUUAGCAGCUGAGCACUUAACCACUGUGUUACCAGGGCUUCUUCAGAUAGUCUAUAACCACAUCAAACCUACUGCUGUUGAGUCCGUUUUGACUCAGAGUACCCGAUAGGACAGGGUAGAGCUGCCCUAAAAGGUUUCCAAGGCUGUAAAUCCUUACUGAAGCAGUCUGCCACAUCUUUCUCAUGCAGAGUGGCUGGUAGGUUUGAACCUCUGACCUUUUGGUUCGCAGCCCAGCGCUUUAACCAUUGUGCCACUAGGGCUCCUGAUAUUGUCUAUAGUGAUCCUUUAUGAUUCCUGUAGUGUACGGUCCAUCGUACUUGCUAAUGAUGUGAUCCGCUGGCCUAUAAACAAUCCAGUCUGUUGGAUAAAUUUUGAUGAGUAAAGCUGUUUUAAAUAAAUGAAUUGCAAUUGUGCACGUAUGUACCUCUCAUUUUUUGAUCCACAUAAUGGAAAGAAAAAUCACGGGAAUGCAUUCAGAAGAUACUCUGGCUGGAUCAAAUAAUUCUUCUGUCAUUGUGCACUUUUGGAGCUAAGAUUCAGUUUAGAGAGAAGGUACUAUGGACUGCUAUAACUCUCUUCAUUUUCUUAGUAUGUUGUCAGAUACCACUCUUUGGAAUCAUGUCAUCAGAUUCCGCAGAUCCUUUCUACUGGAUGAGAGUUAUUCUUGCAUCCAACAGAGGAACUUUAAUGGAAUUGGGUAUCUCCCCAAUUGUAACAUCUGGUUUGAUUAUGCAGUUGUUAGCCGGAGCCAAAAUCAUUGAAGUUGGAGAUACACCCAAAGACAGAGCUCUCUUCAAUGGAGCCCAGAAACUAUUUGGUAUGAUUAUAACCAUUGGGCAAGCCAUUGUGUAUGUCAUGACGGGCAUGUACGGGGAUCCUGCUGAAAUGGGUGCUGGAAUCUGUCUUCUUAUCAUUAUUCAGUUGUUUGUUGCUGGUUUGAUUGUGCUGCUGUUAGAUGAGCUGCUACAGAAGGGUUACGGCUUGGGGUCUGGUAUUUCCCUCUUUAUUGCCACCAACAUCUGUGAAACCAUUGUCUGGAAGGCCUUUAGUCCCACUACCAUUAACACUGGCAGAGGUACCGAGUUUGAGGGUGCAGUCAUAGCUCUGUUUCAUUUGUUGGCCACCAGAACAGACAAAGUUCGAGCUUUAAGAGAGGCUUUCUACCGUCAGAAUUUACCCAAUCUCAUGAACCUCAUUGCUACAGUUUUUGUGUUUGCCGUUGUUAUAUAUUUUCAGGGAUUUCGAGUGGACUUGCCCAUUAAGUCAGCCCGGUAUCGAGGCCAGUAUAGUAGCUACCCCAUCAAGCUCUUCUACACCUCCAACAUUCCCAUUAUCCUGCAGUCGGCCUUGGUUUCAAACCUGUACGUUAUUUCCCAGAUGCUGUCCGUUCGAUUCAGUGGCAACUUCUUAGUCAAUUUACUAGGACAGUGGGCUGAUGUCAGUGGAGGAGGACCUGCUCGCUCUUACCCAGUUGGAGGCCUUUGUUAUUAUCUUUCUCCUCCUGAGUCCAUGGGUGCCAUAUUUGAGGAUCCUGUCCAUGUAGUUGUUUAUAUCAUCUUCAUGUUGGGCUCAUGUGCAUUCUUUUCUAAGACGUGGAUAGAGGUGUCUGGUUCCUCAGCCAAAGAUGUAGCUAAACAGCUUAAAGAACAGCAAAUGGUAAUGAGGGGCCACAGGGAUACCUCUAUGGUUCAUGAGCUUAAUAGGUACAUCCCCACAGCAGCUGCAUUUGGCGGUUUAUGCAUUGGUGCCCUGUCGGUGUUAGCCGAUUUCCUGGGGGCCAUUGGAUCUGGCACAGGAAUUCUGCUUGCAGUCACCAUUAUUUAUCAGUAUUUUGAAAUAUUUGUUAAGGAACAGGCUGAAGUUGGCGGGAUGGGUGCUUUGUUUUUCUAAAUGUUCAAAUAUUUUUGUGUGUGUGUGAAAGGGAAAAUAUUUUGACACAUUGUUUUUGUCAAAUAAUGCUGAUUCCCCUUUUCUUCCCUGUCAGUUUUUUGUUUUCAAGUGCUAACUGUGCCCCAUUUCUGAAAUGGGCACUGAGCUAAGCCUGUGUGCAGCAUUAGUACCAGCUGCCUUAAAACUAAAGUUUACAUUAUUUGUUCAUAAUGUACAUCUAGUGUUGCCUGUAAUGCCAGAAACCAGUGUAUCUACCUUGCUGUGUUAAAUCACGACAGUGAGAUGGUGACAUGGAUUAGUUUUGCGCACAACAUUCAGAACACUUAAUAUUCCCCCACUGGUUUAAAAAUAAAUUAGUUCGAAUUGCUUCUUUCCAGUAUUUUUGAGCGUAUUUGAGUUCUGAAACAUUUAUAUCUAAUCUAUUUUAGAUAAUUCCUUUUUAUACUUUUUUAACUCAUAGUAUCCACAUUCCCUCCCCACCUUGUGCCCCCCUUUCCCACCCCUUUUUAUCUGGCCCUUAUCAAAGCAGCCACUUAGCCCAGAUGGGUAAAGUUAAGCUUCAAAGUGCUAUGUCACUAGAAAAAACUGCUUCUAAAUACUCUUCCUGUUUUUCAUUUCUCCCUUCUUCCCGGUGACAGCAUAAACAGUGCUGUUUUACUGUAUUGGCUAUGCCUUCUAAUUGCAACAAGUCACUUGAGAAUACUCUUUCAAGAUACUAUGCCCCAAUUCUUUUUUGUUUUUAAAACUGCUAAAAAAAAGAUUGAAUUCUUCAGCAAUGUCUGUAGUUCAGUGGGGGUGAACAAUGAGUAUUCAUGCUAGGGAUUUGUGUAUGUUGUUGUGUUGUACAGCAGCAACAUGAGUGGAAACAGUAGACAAUAAACUUUUAUUUAAUAAAA
This is a messenger RNA of Loxodonta africana (African savanna elephant), 3381 nucleotides long. RefSeq names its product SEC61 translocon subunit alpha 2 (gene SEC61A2). Gene Ontology annotation, molecular function: transmembrane protein transporter activity; ribosome binding; signal sequence receptor activity. NCBI's taxonomy places the organism in Eukaryota, Metazoa, Chordata, Mammalia, Proboscidea, Elephantidae. The record is from RefSeq and is a predicted model, not a curated record. Bases 1214 to 2485 code for a protein of 423 amino acids. Gene Ontology annotation, cellular component: Sec61 translocon complex; membrane. The transcript is spliced from 11 exons. Gene Ontology annotation, biological process: SRP-dependent cotranslational protein targeting to membrane, translocation; post-translational protein targeting to membrane, translocation.